Molecule: messenger RNA, 3682 nt
Organism: Ectocarpus siliculosus
Lineage: Eukaryota; Phaeophyceae; Ectocarpales; Ectocarpaceae
Source: the annotation of a GenBank genome assembly
AUGGAAUGGCUCAGAAAGUACCCCCGAACAGUGGACGUUGAGACUGCGGAUGGUGUAGUGCGAGGCUCCCUCCUGCGGGAUCGCGAGUUCCAGAAGGUCAUUGCGGUUUUCAAUGGCAUCCCUUACGCUAGGCCCCCGGUUGGAGAGCUCCGAUGGCAACCACCACAGCCCGUGGAGCCUUGGGAGGGGGUUAAGGUCACUCGUCGAUACGGCCCAGAGGCCCCCCAGCUGGGCAUGGAGUUCAUGGGCUUCCUCCGCGCCGCCGUACAAAAGCACGCCUUCGGCACCGUGCAAACCAAGGCCUACAUCCACGGCGCGCGGUUGCUAAGAACAAGGCUCGCCGCGAAGCAAAGCGAGGACUGUCUGUACCUCAACGUGCGCACGGUAAGCCCGUCGGUGGUCGGGGACCUCGGUGCGCCGCCGGCCCCCCGCCGAGGCGAUAGAGACGCUGGCGAUUCCUGUCCUCCGAGCAGCGGGCCUGAGGAAACGCCGCCCACCCCUACUACCCAAGGCACCGGCGUGGGGGCGCAAAGCACGGCUGCGGAUGGUGGCGGUGGUGCUGCUGCGGGUGCUGCGGCGAGACUACCGGUGCUUGUGUACAUUCACGGCGGCGACUACCACGACGGCGCGGGCGCGAGCAGACCCUUUUACUUGUCCAACGCGCUGCCCAUCAAGGGCGACGUGGUGCUGGUGACGUUCAACUACCGGCUCGGUUUGCUGGGGCACUUCUGCCACCCGGACCUGUCGAAGGAGGCGGAGGCGGCGGGACGGCCGGCCGUGUCCGGCAACUACAGCAUCCUUGACCAGAUUGCCGUGUUGCGGUGGGUGCAGCGGAACAUCGCCUCCUUCGGCGGCGACCCGGAGAACGUGACGAUAAUGGGCUCCAGCGCCGGCGGGGAGAGCGUGCUGUACAUGAUGACGUCAUCGCUGGCCCGGGGGCUGUUCCACAAGGCGAUCUGCCAGUCGCCGGCCUGCACGCCGAACUCGCUGAUGCACCUCCGGGAGCCGUUCGCGUGCUUCCGCCCUUCCGAGGACAACGGCGUGGACUUCGCGUUCAGGCUGGUGGGCGCGGACCGGGGCCAGGUGUCCCGCCUGCGGAACGCCCCGCUGCGUCAGAUCAUGAACGCCUACUACCAGGACGGCACCAAGCGGCCCGAGCCGAGGCAGCUCUUCUACCCCGUGGUCGACGGCCACGUGAUCCCCAAGCCGCCGGUCGAAUCGUUCCUGCUCGGGGAGCAGGCGCCCGUGCCGCUGCUCAUCGGCAACAACGCGGACGAGGGGAGCCUCUGCUACCCGGUCACGUACUCGCGGACGCGCGUCCGGGACGCGCUGUACCCGAGCCCGGUGCGGGAGGCCGGCAGGGAGGCGUACGGGGACGAGGGCGCGGCGGCGCUCGCGGACCUGUACGACCCCGCGUGGCGGGAGACCGGGGAGGGGGCGGAGGACGGGUCGCCGUCCGACUGCGACUUCUUCACCGACCGGGUGUUCGGGCAGAAGGUGCACUGGCUCGCGUCCCACCACCACCGGCUCCUGCGGCGGCCGACCUUCGUCUACGUGUUCGCGGCGGCCCCGCCGCGGGAGGGGCAGACCGUGGGCGCGUUCCACGGCGCGGAGGUUCCCUACGCGUUCGGGUCGCGGCCGUGGUUCAUCGGGGGUCCCGAGGACAAGCGGCUCGCGUCGGCCAUGCCCGACUACUGGACGGCGUUCGCCCGGGGGGGCGACCCGAACGGCACCCUCCGCCCGCGGGUGUUCUGGCCGUCGUUCGACUCGGAGCCCGGGAAGGGGCGGCUGAUCGUGCUCGGCCACGCGAUCGAGGCGAAGAAGAUGGACCGCCUGGAGCGGUACGCCAUCCUGCACACGCACGUGCGGCGGGUCCUCGCCGACCUCGAGAGCCUGCGGAAGUGGCAGGCGAAGCGCGAGCAGCACGAGAGGCGGGCGACCGAGCUGCGGGCGGCCGCCAGGGCGAGAGCGAUCAAGAACGACCAACAGCAGGAGGAGGAGCGGGAGGAGGACGGCAGCGCCGAACGCGGGGAGGGGUUAGCGGCAGAGGCGCGGGUGCCGUUCCGUCAACUGCAGAAGCAGCGAUCAAGCAGCUGACUUGUGUUCGGUGGAAAAUUAUAGCAAGCGUGCCGUUGGAACCUGUUUGCUUCGCUGGCAGAGUGGGUGGUGCUUCAAGAAGAGCAACAUGUAUUGUAAUUAAGUUUGAGCCCACCUUUCGUUUCCCGCUGAACGUGGUUUAGCGGCCGCAGUUCGAGACAUAGACCUGCGUCCGAGAUAGAGAGCUGGUCGGCUCCUUGUAGCAGCUGGACCGGGAAAUAUCACAGCCCCAUAAUGGCGUGCUAAACUGAGAAGAUGAGUAAAAGAAGAUAAGAGUACUCCACAGAGCCACUGGAAGCGUAUUGUCAAGAGGUGGCGGUGCGUGUUGAUGGCGGCCAACGCUUCAUGGCGCGCGUUCAGCGGUAGAGCGGCCGGUUGCGGGGGGCAGGUGUAGAUUUUGUUGAUUGGGUCCUAAAUGAUACCGGGAAAUCGUGAGUGUUGUGAAAGACGCGUUCGUCGCGAAGGAGAACCGAGUUGGGAGAGAUUUAUAUUUCAUUUUUUGUUGUUACGUCCCGUAAAUCCAUUUGGUGUUUGUCACAUCCCCGAAAACUAUUUUGCGUUGGGGGAGUCGGUGUGGUAUAUGGAGACUUGUUGAUCCGUACGUGUUGUUCGAUGAGACGAAAUACCGGAAAGCCCCUAGUUAGGUGUGCUGCGUCGCAUAUGUAGCAGGGGAUGGACGGCGAAAGAAGAAACGCUUGGCUGCUGUAGGCCACGUUAACGUUAGCAGUGGCACCGGCGUGGGUGUCCUUGCUGUAUCGUUCGAACGCCAAGUCGCGGCGUACACGUCCUUUGAUGCGCUGCAAAAGAGGUCGUGGAUGCGCGACCCAGGCUUGAGGAUCCGAUUUGUAAUCCACUGGAGAGCGGUUGGGAGAGAUACAACGUGGUGCUACAGUACAUCGUAUAUAAUUGCGUGCGUGUCGAUUUGUACAGUAUAUGGGAAAAUCCGUCCGCGUUUCAAGGCACAGGGGAGGUCUUGGUUGUCGACCUCUCCAAAUUCAGGGGUAGAAAUUUGAUGCUUUCAUUUUUCAGUGGGGUGGGGAACCGGGGCAAAGCAAUCAUGGGAGGUUUGCCAGGGAAGGCGGCGGUGAUUUGUUGUGCUUGUGUGGCGAUUGUCGUAGACUGCGUCUUAUGAGGGAUGGAGGUUGCAGAGCGUCCGUAGCGACAGGGCAUUUUCACGGUGUGCGGUUAGUUGGGCAGAAGCAGUGCAUAUGUAUCAUGCCACAAUGUUAAAUGUUGAUCGAUAUUUUCAUCUCGAAAUGGCAGUCGAGAACGGUUGUUGGCGGGUGGGUAGAGCGCGAGCCAGAUGCAGAUGCGGACACCACAGACUGAGCUAGGCGUUGUAAGACAGUUCGUAGUUAUUUGCUUUGGAAUUAGAAGUAGAAUCCACAGCCGUCCUCGUCAGUUGGAGCAGUACCAGAGUGCGGACAUUAGAAGAUACUGAGCGAGGACUGGAACGGUUUUUAUUGUGAAGACAACAACCAAAGGUCCAUUUCCCCGGCGUUGCUGCCUGGAAUCUUUCUCCGUUGUGCCAAAGCUACUCCUGUGCUUGGAACACAUUAUGCAUUAAGAGUCAAGAGUGAGAGUG